This is a messenger RNA of Rotaria sp. Silwood1, 1109 nucleotides long. NCBI's taxonomy places the organism in Eukaryota, Metazoa, Rotifera, Eurotatoria, Philodinida, Philodinidae. The record is from the annotation of a GenBank genome assembly.
AUGCUUCGAAUUAAUCGCAAUCGAGCCACGUCUAUGCUUCUCAGGCAUCCACAACAACCAGCGUAUGUACCUUUGAAGCGAGUGAAUAUUGAAGCAACAAUUCGUGCAUUUGCUGCUGAUGUGACCAUUACACAAGUAUUUCGCAACGAUGAAAAAACACUGAUCGAGGCUGUUUACUGUUUUCCAAUAGAAGAACAAGCAGCAAUCUACACAUUUGCAGCUCGAAUUGACGAUCGAGAAAUUGUUGCUCAAUUGAAAGAGAAAAAAGAAGCACAACGAGAAUAUAACGAUGCUUUGCAACAAGGUUAUGGAGCCUAUCUAUUAGAACAAGACGAAAAAUCUCAAGAUAAUUUUAUCGUCAACGUCGGUGCUCUACCUCCAUCGAAAGAAUGCACAAUUACCAUCGGUUAUGUAACAGAAUUAGAUCUUGUUCAAGGAUCUACCAUUCAAUUUGUCAUUCCUACAACCAUUGCACCGCGUUACAAUCCCGAUAAAGGUGGCAUUUCAUCGCCAGCCGGUACCACUUCUAAAUACGUUCAAUCAAGUCCGUAUACCAUCGACUUUCGGUGUCACAUUGAAAAGACGCUUGGAUCUCAGCUAGGACAAAUUACUCGAGUUAGUUCAUCCUCACAUCCGAUCGAAAUCAAUCUUGCACAAGAAGAUUCUUAUAUUGUGACAUUCGCUCAGCAGAAUACUCAUUUAGAUCGAGAUAUUCUGAUUAAUAUUGAUCUAUCCGAUAAACGAAAUAGCACCAUUGCAGCUGUGGAACCCGGUGCUGUAAUGGUUGCUUUUAUUCCAACUGAAGAAGACUGUCGACAAGCAGCGAAAAAUGAUUUAACAAAUGAAUUUAUUUUUGUCGUCGAUUGUAGUGGAUCAAUGCAGGAUAAAAACAAAAUCGAAUUAGCUCGACAAGCCAUGUUACUCUUCCUUAAGAGUUUACCUGUCAAUUGUCAUUUCAAUAUUAUCCGAUUUGGCUCUCAAUAUAAGACUCUAUUCAAUGAGGUUACCGCAGUUUACAACGAAAUUAAUGCUCAACAAGCCGAACAACUCAUCCAACAAAUGCAAGCAGAUCUUGGUGGGACUGAAUUGGUAAGUUUGAUUUCUUUUCC